Cyclopterus lumpus (lumpfish) is the source of this 620-nucleotide messenger RNA. RefSeq names its product chemokine (C-C motif) ligand 36, duplicate 1 (gene ccl36.1). Gene Ontology annotation, molecular function: CCR chemokine receptor binding; chemokine activity. The transcript has 3 exons. Gene Ontology annotation, biological process: neutrophil chemotaxis; lymphocyte chemotaxis; cellular response to tumor necrosis factor. The record is from RefSeq and is a predicted model, not a curated record. Gene Ontology annotation, cellular component: extracellular region. Lineage: Eukaryota; Metazoa; Chordata; Actinopteri; Perciformes; Cyclopteridae. The coding region runs from base 100 to 375 and encodes 91 amino acids.
CUUGAUAAACGUGAUAACGCACCACCUCUCGUUUAGAAGCCCUUCACUGGGGAUAAAGAGCGACUGUGGUUUCAAUCUCCAUCCUCACAUCAAGUCACCAUGAGGACCGCUCGCAUCCUUCUGCUCUGCAUCCUGGGAUAUGGGCUGCUCUCCUCUGUGACCUGCAACAAUGGAACCGGCCCCGACGACUGCUGCUUCAAGACAUACCCGAGGAGACUGAACAAAAGACUCAUCAGCUCAUAUUCCAUGACUGAUUAUCGAUGCUCGAAGUCUGCAGCCAUUCUGGUUACAAAGAAGGGUUAUCAAAUCUGUGUGGAUCCGAACCUGUCCUGGGUUGUGAACAUCAUGAAACAUGUCGACGAAAACUCCUUCUGAAGCAGCUGCCUGCUCGCCCUCCUUCAAAGUCACUGCGGCUUUCCCUCCUUCGUCCAAUCGCAUAUUAUGAAAUCCAUGUUACAAUAAAAAUGUGUCGAUAUUUCCUCCAGAUGGAGUUCUUUUGAGCUUGUGUUGGCACAUUGAUCAAAUACCCUGUGUUUUUGUUCUUUCUUUUGGAUGCUUUGUAAUACCCACAACACCAUAUUGUAUCAACGUCAUACAAAUACAGUCAAUGUUAAAGCUUU